Postia placenta MAD-698-R-SB12 is the source of this 1851-nucleotide messenger RNA. RefSeq lists its product as hypothetical. NCBI's taxonomy places the organism in Eukaryota, Fungi, Basidiomycota, Agaricomycetes, Polyporales, Adustoporiaceae. The coding region runs from base 1 to 1851 and encodes 616 amino acids. The record is from RefSeq and is a predicted model, not a curated record. The transcript has 6 exons.
AUGCAGAUCAGUGAAGGAUCUUCCUUGCCUGUGGAACUCUGGAUGCACAUCCUGGACGAUGUUGCAGAGGAACAGAACUACGAUGCAAUAGCAAGAUGCGCCAGGGUCUGCCGAUUCUUCGAGCACAUGUGUAAGAAGCAUUUACAGGACGACUUGACGUUCAGUAGCGAAGAAGGCGUGGAGCACCUCAAGACAGACACUGCAGAGAUGGAGAUCGGGGGCUGGCGAGGACCGCAAUUCGCAACCAUCGUGGGAGAAAGGGACUCCAAAGCGAUUCCACACGUGGCCACGUUCGCCUCCAGAUUCGCAGGCAGGUGGACUCAGAUUUGGGUCCUGACCAUCGAGAACGCGUCGUGGCCGUCGUCGCUCCGGGCCGCCAAUGCCGCCGUCUUCCGGGAUUUGUCGCGCCUUGCCUCGAUCACCCGCCUCGUCUUGGAAUACGUCACAUUUCCAUCCAUCGUCACGUUUGGCGCCCUCGUCUCGGCUCUCCCGCGCCUCGAACGGCUCCAUCUCCGCGAUGUCACGCUCACCGGAUCCUCAGGUCUAUUCGACCCUCGCACGCUUGCCGAGUUUCGUCUUCUGCCACCAACCAAGAACCUGCAGCAUAUCACCCUGGGACAUGUCUCUGACUACGGCUCGCACAAGUUCAUUCCUUCUGCAUGGCCGUGCUAUACAGAGCUUCUCGCUUUCAUAGUCGCCGUAAGCAACCCCUGUGGCAAGUCCCCUCGUGUCUAUCCAUGGGGCUCCGUCUGCAACUUGCGACUCGACGAAAAUGUCUGGUGGAAGUUCUCCUCCUCCUCGAUUGCCCGGCUCCUGCAUGCCCUUCCAUCGCUUGAGAACCUCAAGUUUGCAACUGCAGAUAGUACCGUUGCAGACCUUGAGAUCACAGGUCUCCCUGCGCAUCCAAGGCUGGAACCAAUCGCAAUUGGCGUGCAUUGUGCGACUGCCCAGUCUCAGCAUGUGGCCCGUAUUAUACGUUGCUUGAUCGACAUGGACUUUCCCCUCACAGUUAUGCGAAUCUACGCUACGGUAUAUCCCUUCCUACGAGACGCUCAUAGGUUGGUGGCCACUGCCAUCAAUGAAUUGGUUCACCAUGCCGGACCGUCACUCGACGAUCUUGGUGUUUUUCUCCAAGGCGAUAGAUACGACAGUGUUAUCCCAAUUGACGCUGCUGCAGACCGAUACCGUCGAUGUGAUCUCUUUGCGAACACAAACCCCACAUCCCUUCGAAUUUAUGGUUGCGAUGCAUCCUGCCUUGGCGUGCGCGAGAUCCUGUCCCACGUCACAUCAAGAUGCGUCGCUUCCGUCAACAUCCAUUUCAGAUCGUUGGAACGGCGUGACCGGGGAGAGUUGGGCGAGGGCCUUUCGCAAUUGGACACCGUGCUUUUACUUCCUGUCUUCGACAACCUCUUGCACGUACUGAUAUGGGCGAGAUUUCCUCAGUUUCAGCCUCAGGCAGAGAUGGAAAAGUGGGCGCACUCGAUGAAGUCAUCCAUGUCUAGUCUCGAUGAACGGAGGGUCCUAGGGAUUGAACUACGUGACGAAGACUCGCGGCACCGUGUCAGGCUUGGGUUGAUUUGGGAUCAUGACAUAGAGGAUUGGAGACGUUAUGAUAGCAGGAUGGACGAGAAUGGCAAUGUGGAAAUCGCCGAGGUUCCUGCUUCCGAGGGUCGUGCACCUUCUGAAGCAAUGGCGGCGCACACGGCGUGGAAGCGGUCUUCUCAGACACAGGGCGACCGGCGAUCGGCCCCAGAGCCAGAGUGGCAAGCACAACCCCAGCGGUGGAUGACGGAGGUCACAGCGCGUGGCCGUGCAUACGAAGAGGAGGCGCGAGGCGUCAAGGGGAUUUGA